Molecule: messenger RNA, 327 nt
Organism: Aspergillus niger
Lineage: Eukaryota; Fungi; Ascomycota; Eurotiomycetes; Eurotiales; Aspergillaceae
Exons: 5
Coding region: 1-327 (108 amino acids)
Source: RefSeq, a predicted model, not a curated record
AUGCCUGGAUCGGAGUAUUACGUGAGGUUUCUGACUGGUCGAUCGGGCGAAUUGUUGGGAGCUAAUUUAGUAGCUUGUUGGGCGUGGGAUGGAUUGUCUAGGCAGACGAGCCAAUGGGCAGUCACAGACACGGACAUGAACAUGGAUGUGGACAUGCCGUCGAGGAUGGGGCGGUUGGGCCUUUUGUAUGCCGCGACUGCUGCGUCAGGUGUCAACACUGUUGAGCUGAGUGCUAUGCCUGUAGAAGGGAAUCAGGCUCAGAAUACGUUAGUUACUUGGGGAAUUGGUACGGAGUGGCUGCUAGGAGGUGGAGCUAUAGAGUAUUGA